AUGUCUUUAAACGUUGCUCGGUUCAACAAGGAUAAUUUACUGGACGAUUCAGAUGAUGAGUUUGGAGAGAUUUUGCUAUAUUUUGCUUGCGAGGAAUAUAAUCAAUUAUAUCUAUCUAAACAACCUUGUAGAAAUUCAGCUCUUUCAGGCCAUGAAUACGUUAUGGAAGUGUUGCAUGAGCAUUGGAGUAGGUGUUAUGAUUUGUUCAGAAUGAACAAAGAUGUCUUCAAACUAUUUUGUGGUGUUCUAAAAGAAUUUUUUUUAUUGAAGAACUCACGAUAUCUGUCUGUUGAAGAACAAGUGGCUAUGUUCUUAUUUGUGAUUGGCCAUAAUGAACGACAUCGUGUGAAUUGUGUUGGAGCUAUAGAUGUGACUCAUAUUUCUGCGCAUGUUCCAAUUGAUGAACAAAUACCAUAUCGAGGUCGAAAAGUGGAUACAACUCAGAACGUUAUGUGUGUAUGUUCAUUUGACAUGAAGUUCACAUACAUUGUCCCUGGAUGGGAAGGAUCAGCUAAUGAUGCACGGAUUUUUCUAGAAUGUGCCAAAAACCCAGAUUAUGGAUUUCCAAUGCCGCCCCAAGGAAAAUAUUAUCUUGUUGAUUCUGGUUAUACAAACAUGCCUGGUUUUCUUUCGCCAUACUGA
Messenger RNA from Humulus lupulus (European hop), 642 nucleotides. RefSeq lists its product as uncharacterized. NCBI's taxonomy places the organism in Eukaryota, Viridiplantae, Streptophyta, Magnoliopsida, Rosales, Cannabaceae. The record is from RefSeq and is a predicted model, not a curated record. The transcript has 3 exons. The coding region runs from base 1 to 642 and encodes 213 amino acids.